Rangifer tarandus platyrhynchus (Svalbard reindeer) is the source of this 423-nucleotide messenger RNA. The record is from the annotation of a GenBank genome assembly. NCBI's taxonomy places the organism in Eukaryota, Metazoa, Chordata, Mammalia, Artiodactyla, Cervidae.
AUGGCCCCAAGAGCCCAAGUAGAGCGCCAACCGGGCGGGAUCCCGGAGCUGCGACCCCAGCAGGCCUUCCCCAGGGCCGGCCUGCCCACUCCGAGACCCUCGGCGGGGCCGGCCUGGACCAGGCGGCUCACUUCGCUCCCCGUCCCACCCUCCUCCGAGCCCCCACGACCAAGCGUAGGCGCUCACAACACGCGGGUGGCGUGGCCCGCAGGUUUUACUGGGUGGAAGCUAUCGGCUGAGCCGCGUUGCGCAGCUGCCAGCUCUCGUCUCGCUCCCUCCCCUAGUGACAGGAGAGGACGCGCCUCCAUCUCCAGGAGUGGAAUCCGGGUCCCCAAAGAGCCUGAACUCGAAGCUCGGUGUCUCUUAUUUCCGCCUCCGCUGAGUUGCCCCGGAGCCCGAGGGGACUUCACCCACGGGCCGUAG